AUGAUUCGUCAACUAUCCCUCGCGACAGCUCGGAAUACCUUCCUUCGAGCUGCGCCUAGAAGAUUCUUUUCCUCCGACUACUCUGGCUACUAUCACAUUGAAGUCUCGAAUGCUCAUAAUCCAAGCCUGACCCAACUUACUGUCACCGGUCCAGACGUAGAUGGAAUCUUGGCGAGCAUGACCGUAGCGUUAGCCGUUCAAGGUUGCAGUCUUGUCGAGCUUUAUGCUUCCAAAAAUGAGGAUUGCAGUAUAUCUCGAUCUACUGGAACUGAGUCCAACAACAUCAAAGAUGUCUUUUUGGUCGUGGAUCGGACCACAGGUCAGCAAUUCCAGGAUGAUCAGCUCCGUCCAUUGGGAGCAUCCUUGCUAGAAAGUCUCAAGACACCCAUCAAUACGCUCUCGAUGACUGGCGCCAAAGAUUCUGUUGAGAGUAUGGAACAAAAACUGGAUGGAAGUACAGAAGCAACCGAUGCUCGGGAUCAGAUCACUGUACUUCCAAGCACAGAGACUGUGAGCAAAGCUGUCUAA
This is a messenger RNA of Cylindrotheca closterium, 528 nucleotides long. The record is from the annotation of a GenBank genome assembly. NCBI's taxonomy places the organism in Eukaryota, Bacillariophyta, Bacillariophyceae, Bacillariales, Bacillariaceae.